This is a messenger RNA of Sapajus apella (tufted capuchin), 8193 nucleotides long. RefSeq names its product ADAM metallopeptidase domain 12 (gene ADAM12). The record is from RefSeq and is a predicted model, not a curated record. NCBI's taxonomy places the organism in Eukaryota, Metazoa, Chordata, Mammalia, Primates, Cebidae. The coding region runs from base 485 to 3205 and encodes 906 amino acids. Gene Ontology annotation, molecular function: metalloendopeptidase activity. The transcript has 23 exons. Gene Ontology annotation, biological process: proteolysis.
CCACCCCCGGGUCUGAGCGAGCCGCGGCUCGGGGCGGGACCCUGGCGGGGCGACCCGAGCGGUCUCUAGGACCCGCGGGACGCCGCCGACGGGCGGGGGUGCGGGGGAGACAUAAUUUGUUCCGUGGUAAUGAGAACGGUGACUGCUGGCCGCGGAUCCAUUCCACAGUCCGGCCUUCUCUCACUAACGCUCUUCCUCGUCCCCGGGCCAACUCGGACAGUUUGCUCAUUUAUUGCAACGGUCAAGGCUGGCGUGUGCCAGAACGGCGCGCGCGCGCGCACGCACACACGGGGGCAAACUUUUUUAAAAUGAAAGGCUAGACGAGCUCAGCGGCGGCGCGGGCGCUGCGCGAGGGCUCCGGAGCUGACUCUCCGCGGCAGGAAAUCCCUCCGGUCGCGACGCCCGGCCCCGGCUCGGCGCCCGCGUGGGAUGCUGCAGCGCUCGCUGCCGGGCCCAAGAGCUGCUGCACAGAAAGCCGGCGACCAUGGCAGCGCGCCCGCCGCCCGCGCCCCCCGCCCGCGCCCUCCUGCUCGCCCUGGCCGGGGCUCUGCUCGCGCCCCGCGAGGCCCGAGGGGUGAGCUUAUGGGACCAGGGAGGAGCUUUCGAAGUUGUCAGUGCCUCUCUGCUGGAUGGAGACCUCUGGAUCCCAGCGGAGAGCUUCGACUUCAAGAAACAUCCAGAAGUGCUGAAUAUUCGAAUACAACUGGAAAGCAAAGAACUGAUCAUAAAUCUGGAAAGAAAUGAAGGCCUGAUUGCCAGCAGCUUCACAGAAACCCACUAUCUGCAAGAUGGUACUGAUGUCUCCCUCACUCGAAAUUACACGGAUCACUGUUACUACCAUGGACAUGUGCGGGGAUAUUCGGACUCGGUGGUCAGUCUCAGCACCUGUUCUGGUCUCAGGGGACUUAUUAUGUUUGAAAAUGAAACCUAUGUCUUAGAACCAAUGAAAAAUGCAACCAACAGAUACAAACUCUUCCCAGCGGAGAACCUGGAAAGUGUCUGGGGUUCGUGUGGAUUGUAUCACAACACAUCAAGCCUUACUGUACAUAACGUGUUCCUACCGCCCUCUCAGACGUGGGCAAGAAGGAGUAAAAGGGAAACCCUCAAGACAACCAAGUAUGUGGAGCUGGUGAUCGUGGCAGACAACCGAGAGUUUCAGAGGCAAGGAAAAGACCUGGAAAAAGUUAAACAGCGAUUAAUAGAGAUUGCUAAUCACGUUGACAAGUUUUACAGACCACUGAACAUUCGGGUCGUGUUGGUCGGCAUGGAAAUAUGGAAUGACGUCGACAAAUGCUCCAUAAGUCAGGACCCAUUCAGCAGCCUCCAUGAGUUUCUGGACUGGAGGAAGAUGAAUCUUCUACCUCGCAAAUCCCAUGACAACGCACAGCUUAUCAGUGGGGUUUAUUUCCAAGGAACCACCAUCGGCAUGGCCCCGAUCAUGAGCAUGUGCACGGCGGAACAGUCUGGGGGAGUUGUCAUGGACCAUUCAGACAGUCCCCUUGGUGCAGCCGUAACCCUGGCACACGAGCUGGGCCACAAUUUCGGGAUGAAUCAUGACACACUGGAAAGGGGCUGUAGCUGUCAAGCAGCGGCUAAGAAAGGAGGCUGCAUCAUGAACCCUUCCACCGGGUACCCAUUUCCCAUGGUGUUCAGCAGCUGCAGCAAGAAGGACUUGGAGACGAGCCUGGAGAAAGGAAUGGGGAUGUGCCUCUUCAACCUGCCGGAAGUCAAGCAGUCUUUCGGGGGCCAGAAGUGUGGGAACGGAUUUGUGGAAGAAGGAGAGGAGUGUGACUGUGGAGAGCCAGAGGAAUGUAUGAAUCGCUGCUGCAAUGCCACCACCUGUACCCUGAAGCCAGAUGCCGUGUGCGCACAUGGGCUUUGUUGUGAAGACUGCCAGCUGAAGCCUGCGGGAACAGCGUGCAGGGACUCCAGCCACUCCUGUGACCUCCCAGAGUUCUGCACGGGGGCCAGCCCUCACUGCCCAGCCAAUGUGUACCUGCAUGACGGGCACUCGUGUCAGGGUGUGGACGGCUACUGCUACAAUGGCAUCUGCCAGACCCACGAGCAGCAGUGUGUCACCCUCUGGGGACCAGGUGCUAAACCUGCCCCUGGGAUCUGCUUUGAGAGAGUCAAUUCUGCAGGUGAUCCUUAUGGCAACUGUGGCAAAGACUCCAAGAGUUCCUUUGUCAAAUGUGAGAUGAGAGAUGCUAAAUGUGGAAAAAUCCAGUGUCAAGGAGGUGCCAGCCGGCCUGUCAUUGGGACCAAUGCCGUUUCCAUAGAAACAAACAUCCCACAGCAGGAAGGAGGCCGGAUUCUGUGCCGAGGGACCCACGUGUACUUGGGCGAUGACAUGCCGGACCCAGGGCUUGUGCUUGCAGGCACAAAGUGUGGAGAUGGAAAAAUCUGCCUGAAUCGUCAAUGUCAAAACAUUAGCGUCUUUGGUGUUCAUGAGUGCGCAGAGCAGUGCCACGGCAGGGGGGUAUGCAACAACAGGAAGAACUGCCACUGCGAGGCCCACUGGGCACCUCCCUUCUGUGACAAGUUUGGCUUUGGAGGAAGCACAGACAGCGGCCCCAUCCGGCAAGCAGAUAACCAAGCUUUAACCGUAGGAAUUCUGGUGACCAUCCUGUGUCUUCUUGCCGCCGGAUUUGUGGUUUAUCUCAAAAGGAAGACCUUGAUACGUCUGCUGUUUACAAAUAAAAAGACCACCAUUGAAAAACUAAGGUGUGUGCGCCCUUCCCGGCCACCCAGUGGCUCCCAACCCAGUCAGGCUCACCUUAGCCACCUUGGAAAAGGACUGAUGAGGAAGCCGCCAGAUUCCUACCCACCGAAGGACCAUCCCAGGAGAUUGCUACAGUGUCAGAAUGUUGACAUCAGCAGACCCCUCAAUGGCCUGAAUGUCCCUCAGCCCCAGUCAACUCAGCGAGUGCUUCCUCCCCUCCACCAGGCUCCGCGUGCGCCUGGCGUCCCUGUCAGACCCCUGCCAGCCAUCCCUGCACUUAGGCAGGUCCAGGGGACCCGUAAGCCAAACCCCCCUCAGAAGCCUCUGCCUGCAGAUCCUCUGGGCAGGAUGACUCGGCUCACCCAUGCCUCGGCCAGGACCUCAGGACAGCGGGAGACCGGGCUCCACCUGGCACCUCUCAGACCUGCUCCGCAAUACCCACCCCAAGUGCCCAGAUCCACCCACACCGCCUAUAUUAAGUGAGACGCCGACACCUUUUUUCAACAGUGAAGACAGAAGUUUGCACUAUCUUUCAGCUCCAAUUGGAGUUCCUUUUUUGUACCAACUUUUAGGAUUUUUUAAAUGUUUAAAACACCAUUAUUUUAAGAACUUUUGAGCUGCUGCCAUUGGUGCUGUGCUGUGCUAUGGUGCUCUGUCUACUUGCUCAGGUACUUGUAAAUUAUUAAUUUAUGCCGAAUGUUUAUUACAGUGCAGUGCGCUGUAGUAGGCAUUUUUACCAUCACUGAGUUUUCCAUGGCAGGAAGGCUUGUUGUGCUUUUAGUAUUUUAGUGAACUUGAAAUAUCCUGCUUGAUGGGAUUCUGGACAGGAUGUGUUUACUUUCUGAUCAAGGCCUUAUUGGAAAGCAGUUCCCCAACUCCCCCCAGCUCUGGUUAUAUGCCAGAUGCAGCUCAAGAGACCCCAAGAAGAACCUCGUUUGAUUUUCUGGAUUCCCCAUCUAUCUCAGGCCAAAGCCACGGGGCUUCAGGUCCAGGCUGUGCUUGGCUUUCAGGAAGGCCCUGUGCCCCUUGACAACUGGCAGGCAGGCUCCCAGGGGCUGCCUCAUGAAGUGUUGGGACAGCAGGGAGAAAUCUGGCUUCUGGCCAGGAAGCUUUGGAGAGAAUGUGGGUUGCAGACAGGAAUGUUAACGUGUGGCCCCACCAGGAUAGAGACUGGAACACUGGACAAGCCGGACCUUGACCCUGAGCUGACCAGCCAUGAGCAUGUUUAGAAGGGAGCUAUAGGGUCACUCCAGGCUGUGCUUCAUAGAAGUACAAGUAGAAGUACCAAGCACUUGUUUUACUGGCUGCCCUUUCCAGAGCACAGCCAUACGCAGGUUAUCUAGAUUGAGAAAGGUGGUGUUUCUGCAAGAAAGGUAGUGCCCAGUCGCUGCAAACCUCCACCUCCCUGUGCUGCUUGGAGCGGAGCAAAUCGCUACAAACUGUAACACGAAGACCCUGUAUUCAGACAGUUGAGGCUUUCUUCAGAUGUGAACCACUAAUUAGGUCUAGUCAAUCAAGUCUGUCAGUGAAAAAUCUCUUUACUACAAGGUUCAACUUAUUAAAAAUUAGGCAGAAUCUUUAUGCUUGCAAAAACUAUAACCCAAUGGAACAUGUUGCUCAUAGGUAUAGCCUAUGUCUGCUAUCAUAAUUAGUAGAUAUUUGACAAAGAACCUUCUCUAUGGGGGCAUCCUCUUUUUCCAGCUUGGCUGCAGGAAUCUUUAAAAGAUGUUUUUAACGGAGUCUGAACCUGUUUCUUCAUUGCUUGCAACCUACCUGUUGAAGCAUCACAGAAUGUGAUAAGGAAAUCAGUUUCCUAGCCGUAAAUAUGUACGAAAUGCUGGCUUGGGCAGCAGUCCCUUGAACUUUUUACUCUUCACAUGUCUGACUAGGAAGCCAUUUUUCACAAGGUCUUUAAGAUGACUAUAUCUAAUGGCAUGAGAAAUACAAAAAUACUCAGAUAAGGUGGUAAAAUGCCAUGAUGCCUGUCACUGUUUCCUGGAGGGGUCAUAUCUGACUGGUUUUCACAUUAGAAGACAAUUGACAACAGUGACGUAAUUCGCUCUGAGUGUUUUAUGAAAAAGGCUUCUUUUGGGGGUCAACAGUUUUCCUAUGCCUUGAAACAGAAAGAAAAAUACAUGUCAAGAAUCUUGGUUUGCCUUCCAGAAAACAAAAUUGCAUUUCACUUUCCUGGUGUUUCCCACCAUGUCUAGGCAACACAGUCUUCAUGACUAUGGAUAAACCAAGUAAACACAUGUCACAAACACAAAAGGGAAACCAGCUCUAAUACAUUCCAACUCUUAUCGCAUGCAUCUGUUUAUCCUACAGUUAUUAAGUUCUUAAAAAUGUAAAGCCAUGCUAGAAAAUAAUACUGCUGAGAUACAUACAGAAUUACUGUAACUGGUAUUACAUUUGGUAAUUGUACUAAAGCCUAACAUAUAUAUACUAUUAAAAAGGUUUACAGAAUUUUAUGGUGCAUUAUGUGGGCAUUGUCUUUUUAGAUGCCCAAAUCCUUAGAUCUGGCCUUUUAGCCCUUCCUCCUGUCAUAAGAGGAUAUGAACUGAGUUUUGUUGUUGUUUGUUCUUAGCUGUAAUUCCUAUGCUUCUAUUUCAGAGAGCCAGGAAGAGUCUGAUAUUAAAGGAGGUUAAAACUGUGAUCUUACGCCAUGUCAUCAGUGGCCACUUAGGGGCCAUGGCUGAUGACACAUUUUUAUCUCUACCGUACUAAUUUGUUUCUACAGAGCCAUGCAAUUUAUUUCUGAAUAAGAACUUAUUUAAACUAAUAUUCCCUUAUGAUGCAGAUAGUAUUAUUAAAGGAAUAAUCCUUCCAAGAUGCAAUAUUUAUCUAGUGAAGCAUAUUUAGCAGAAAAUUCCAUUUUAAUAUAACUUAGGAAAGGAAGCAAUAACCAGGGGGCUUUGUGGUUGGGGAGGCAAGGGGUAGAGGGUAUUCCUCUCCUUUUCUGUAUUCUCAGAACCACCACCAAAAAAAAAUCAGUACUUGUAUUUCAAUGGCAAUGUCUUUAGUAUUUUUUUUUAAAGUUUUUAUAGGCAUGAAGAAAGAGGUGGUUUGAGUUUUGCAAGGCCAUCACCUGGAAAGUCAGCGUGACUAGACACAAAGUAGCCCAGCGGUUACUUUUCUUCCCAUAUCUUAUUACCGUUGUAGGUUCUAUGACCUCACUUUAUGGGUUCCAGGCAAUUCCACUGAAAGGUCUGUCUCCUGAAAUUUUUUAAGUUUGUUUUCCUGACACAUGUAAUCAGAUGUGUAGCAACCGAGGGAAACGAAGCCUAACGUUCUCCAUUGUGGAAACACACACAGGAGGUUACACUUCUCAGUGUGGAUUUUUCCAGCUUACACAUGUGGGAUGACAUCACAGAAACCACAAAAGCAGCAAAUUAAACUGUAGGAGCGUAAAUACUCCUGAUGAGUCUCAGGGGGGACAUUUUUAUGCCUUCUUAACUUUAUGAAGAAUUCUCAGGCUGAACUAUAAGCCAUUGUUCCCUGGCAAACCAAUACAUCAAUGCAUUCUCAAAAAAAACCAAAACUGCUAAAAUUCUGUCAAAAUGUUCUCAGGAGCCUAUGCUCUCCGCGGUGCUAAAAAAAAAAAAAAAAAGCCUGGUGCUAGGCCGACUGGCAGGGCCGAGAGUCCUCCUGCCCCCUCUCCACUGAUGUUUACUAUGCACUCUGAGCCAGUGAGACCCCCAGUGGCUGAAAGGGCACAAGGCAGUGCCAGGGCAGCAGGGCCAGAUCUUUCUCAUGCACUCUGAACUCCUGAAGACUUUCCUCGUGAGGUUUACUCAAUUUACAACUGCUAUGCAGGGCUCCCCUACAUAUUCUGGGGGCCCACGGCACACUCAGGCUGGAGAUCCUUCCUCACUGCUCUCAAGAUGGCCCCAGCCAGACACCAGUGACCCAAGUGAAAGUCACACAACCCUCCCAGAAGUCUCCCAAAACUAGUGCUGACCAGAGGUGGGGCCCUCAGGCUGCGAGUUUCACACGCUAUGACAGGCUGCUGGGGGACAUUACAGGACCCCCCUUUCUCCUCCUCUCCCAUGCUAGAAGCCAGUCCUAGGCUGCUGCAGUUACUCGCUGUGACUCAGCAGGAGACUCAUUCAACACAGCUGCCCACAGGAAGCCAGUGGCUAAUAUAUCUGUUUGCCUUUCCCUACGACCCAGACACAAGUCGCUUUCCCAGAUCAAACCCCAGGCCGAUGCAUCUCCAAUUUCUGACAGUCAUAUCACUACUUCCAUUUCCGCUUUAGACCAGCCAAAGUGGUGACUGCUGCAGUGGGUGGCUGUCCCUACAAGGCCCACCCAAGGGAUGCCCAAAGCCCAAGCCUCCUAGGACUGCAGCCCAGAGCAACCCCACCAGCCUUUAGUCCAGCAGAGGACCUCCCACCCAAUACAUUGUUCUAAUUAGAAGGGGAAGUUAGCCAUAGGAAGUCAACUUAUCUAUAAUUACAAAAUUCUCUUAACUCACUCUAAAAUUUCUAUUGCUAUCUAUUGCUUUUUAACCCUAUUUGAAAACUCUGAUAGUAAAACAAAUGACAUAUGACAAGAAAGUUUGGGAGCCCCAUGCUGAGAACCAUUUCUGUGCAGUGAGGAUGUUUCCAGAAGCUACUUACCUACAUGUGAAUGUGCCAUUUUCUUUCUUUCGUAAAGAAAAUCCCCUCUUUACUUUUCGGAAGUGUGAUGGCAGCUUCUAGUGCGGCCAUUAGUUUCAUGUGAGAAAAACUAAGAAUAACUAUAAAAUUAUUAAAAUAUCCAGUAAUAGAUCAUGAUAGCCAGAAGAUUUAAUACAAAAAGUCAUUCUCCAUUUAAAGCUAUUUGGCUUUUCUAGGUUGAAUGCCCUGUAACCCACCCUGACCUUCCACAUCAUCUUCAAAAAGGUUCUCUGUUCCCCAUGAUUCUCCUAUACACUCAUUAGUCCUCCAUUUAAUGCAAUUUAAAUGCUCCAAAGAAUAAGUAUCAUGUGAUUAUUUUAGUUUUGCAAAAAUGUCGAAUGGCGUUUUACUUUCAUGGCCUAUAAGCAGGCAGCUUAGUUGGGCAGUGAUAGGAAAAACAAAUUAGACCAAAAAAGUCCUCUACAAAUCCAAGGCAGGAAAAAUGGUGGCAGAGUGAAUCACUCUCCUGUCCCUCCCAUCAGGUCACAUCGGGAGGCUACAGUGAAUGCCCGAUUCUUUUAAUGUGUGGCUACUGUUCCUGUAACUCUUCAAAACUUGGCUACAGGCUAUUUAGCACAGUGCAGAUUAAAGAUACAGCUGCGUAAGCCAGCACAGGAAUUCUAUAGUGCUUCGUCCAUGUAUCAUGCUUUGGUUUGCUCGUUUUUCCACAUACCUUUUUAUGUUACAGUCUGUUGCUUUUGUACACAUUUCUCAUAUUGGGGUUUGACAGGUCAACACAACCUGCUAUUUCAGUAGAAAAAAGUUAUUGUUAUGAAUAUUAAACCCAAUAAAUAGUAUACAGGUAAAUGUCAA